Zea mays is the source of this 1666-nucleotide messenger RNA. RefSeq lists its product as uncharacterized. Gene Ontology annotation, molecular function: DNA-binding transcription factor activity; transcription cis-regulatory region binding. Bases 111 to 1427 code for a protein of 438 amino acids. Lineage: Eukaryota; Viridiplantae; Streptophyta; Magnoliopsida; Poales; Poaceae. The transcript has 8 exons. The record is from RefSeq and is marked provisional. Gene Ontology annotation, biological process: regulation of DNA-templated transcription. Gene Ontology annotation, cellular component: nucleus.
CUCUCACAAGUUUCUCUGCCCUCUCUUACUACUGCUGGGGUGCGCGGCGCUCCACCCGCAGCAGCAACAGCCGGCUCCCGCUCCGCUGCCCCGCCGGGCCGCUCCCGGCCAUGGAUACUUCGUGGAUUAUGAAUGGGUUGGGUCUUGCUGAAAAAAUAAGAAGCGCAACCCAGUCGUUCACCCUCCGACUUGGUGAGCUUUUUGCAAAACCGCGUACCAAAUGCACCUACUGCGACUGCGUCAUUGACAUUAGCAAUGUUUCUUUGGUGUGGCCAGCCCUUCCUGCUGGUGUCAAAUUUGAUCCCACGGACCUUGAAAUUCUGCAGCAUCUACAAGAAAAAUCCAGCCUGCCGAAUUCAGUGUCACAUACGCUUAUUGAUGAAUUUAUACCUACUAUAAAAGAGGAGGAGGGAAUUUGCUAUACACAUCCCAAAAACUUCCCUGGUAUAAAGAUGGAUGGUAGCUACCUCCAUUUCUUUAAUAGAGUACUAAACGCAUAUGACACUGGUACCCGCAAGCGUCGACGGAUUAUUGCCACCGGCGACAUUUGUGAUGGUGUUGUUAACGGGAACAGCAGGUGGCAUAAGACUGGAGCAUCCAAACCCGUAUUUGACGAGAAUGGUGUGAGAAAAGGUUGGAAGAAGAUCUUGGUUCUUUAUAAAGCUCCCAAGAAAGUUGGUGACAGACCAGAAAGAGAGAACUGGGUGAUGCAUCAGUACCAUCUUGGUGUAAAUGAAGAUGAAAGUAAUGGGGAAUUCGUAGUCUGUAAAGUAUUCUACCAAUCGCCAUUGAAGAAAAACGGCAAGUCUAAAACAGAUGUUGUAGUCGAGUCUGAUGCAUCUGUUGCAAAAAUCAAUCCUAGGACCCCAAUGACAGAUCCUCCCCAGCGCCGUCGGCUGAACAACAGCUCAUGCAAUACCGGGCAGCAUACCCCCACUCAGGAGGAUCAGGGGGAAGAAGAAUGUGGCACAUCAAAGAUGAAGACUGAAGCCGCCGAAUGCUCUGCAUGCUUUGCUGAAUCAUCACCGGCUAUUCCUACCUCGGAUGCACCCGUGAGGACCCCAAUGACAGAUCGUCCACAGCCCCGUCGCCUGAACAACAGCCGAUGCAACACCCGGCGGUGUACCCCCAUUCAGUCGGAUCAGGGGGCAGAAGAAUGUGGCACAUCCAAGGUGAAGAUCGAAGCAGCCGAAUGCUCCUCUGCAUGCAUUGCUGAAUUAUCACCUGCUAUUCCUACCUCGGCUGAACCCAUGCAGCCUACGGAUGCCCUGGACGCGUCUCUGCCUGUGGAUGACCUGUUUCAUGGGCUGCUUGACCUGGAUAACACUCUUCCAUUCACUGAAACACCUUCAGGUGGUGGUAUCAGUUUAGAUGACAUCUUCGGACCACUGGAUAGCCUUGGGGCCUGGCCGGACGGCUUCCUCUGACGCGAAGAAGGCUCGGAGCUGGCGGCAGUGACGCUGCUGGGAGGAGCCAGUUCUGUAUAUGACUGCAGUGUGUUAAUCAUCGCCUUGCGAGAUGCUUCGUGCGCAAGAUUGCAUUUCGGCAUCUCAUGGGAAGUUUUGUACACUAAAUAGAACCGAGCUGUUUGUCUUAUCCAUGUUGUUGUGCAAUGUAUGUGUAGUGACGUUGUGAUGCCAGCCUUAUAAAAGAAAUCUAUCUAUAG